UCAGUCUGACUUGACAGCUCGAGCAGCCAGGGUCCUGUCUAAGUCUAAAAUUAGGGAGGCACCCCGACGCAAAUGACGCCAGGAGGCUAAAGUGUCCAGUGCGCUCGUGUGUGCGCGCCAGCGGUGACAGGACGUCGGCCCAUGGAAACGUCCCACACAACUGUGCUGUUGUUGAUGACAUGAGGGGUAUUUUUAACCGCUGUUGUCAUGUUUUCGUAACAGCCCGGCGGUGGCGUUCAGUAUAAAGGACUCUUUGAAAAUGCAGUUGUACAACAGUGCGCUGACACACUACCCGAAGUCCUCCCGCAAACUCACCAUAACUUUAUCGGCCGGAUCCGAGCGUUUGAACGGGACUGCACCGAGUUCCCCCGAGCCUGAAACGCCCGGACUCGCACCAGCGGACCGAACUUUAGCGGCCAACGAGGAUCCGGUGAGAGAGAGCGCUUCUUCCGCAAACAUGCCUGCGUUUUCUUGUUACGAAGCUGCGCCUUUGAGGCCAAUUUACUUCACGUCCACCGCCGAAAUACUGAUCCGCAGGCCCGACGGAGUGGAGCGGUCCGUUCCCGUCCACAUCGUGACAGAGUCCAAAGCCAAACCGCCCUCUCCUGACGCACAUCACGUGGACGGUGUCUUCUGUAAUGACUCUGAUGUGAUACAGGUAGUGAGUUUGAUAGAUCAUCUGCGUAAUGGGGCAGACGGGCUGUUCUCCGACAGCCCAGAGCUGGUUGGAAACCACCUUUUCAGCCCCGAGAACGACUCCGAACCAAGAAUAGAGGAACGCGCGAGCGACGUGGGACGUUCAAGCGAGGAUGCAACGGCUCCGGCGACUAACGCUCAUUUCAAAAGCAAUGGAUGGGACCCGACGCACGAGGAGCCGGUUUCCCCCCACGCAGAUGGACCUGAAGCGGUCGCCCGCGCAGCGUCCAGGGAUCCGGCCCCGGAGGCGAGGCGGGCCUUCGAGCUGAGCGUCCUGCAGGAGCACCCUCCGCAGAGGCCCCAGGAGAAGGAGGACGCCGGCGACAAAGUGGCGCGGUACCUGGCGGAGGUGGAGAAGCAGGACCAGUACCUCCAGGAGAAGCACAAGUACAGGUACCACAUCAUUCCAGACGGCAACUGUCUGUACCGGGCCGUGUCCAAGGCCCUGUACGGGGACCAGGCCCGGCACCGGGAGCUCAGGGAGCGCACGGUGCACCACAUCGCCGACCACCUGGACGAGUUCAACCCCAUCAUCGAGGGCGACGCCGGCGAGUUCCUCAUCGGCGCGGCGCAGGACGGCGCCUGGGCCGGGUACCCGGAGCUGCUGGCCAUGAGCCAGAUGCUGGAGGUCAGCGUGCACCUGACCACGGGCGGCAGCCUGGAGAGCCCCACCGUGUCCACCAUGGCGCACCAGCUGGGGGCGGGGGGGGGCGCGCCGCGGCCCGCCGUCUGGCUCAGCUGGCUCAGCAACGGCCACUACGACGUGCUGCUGGACCGGCGCCUGCCCAACCCGGAGUACGAGCGCUGGUGCAGACAGUCGCAGAUGCAGAGGAGGCGGGACGAGGAGCUGGCCAAGUCCAUGGCGGCCUCGCUCUCCAAGAUGUACCUGGAGAAGAGCGGCGCCGUGUAGGAGUGUAGUGGAUAGGAGUUAUGAAUUUUUUUAUACGGGACGUGCAGUGCACAUUCACAAGAGCCUGUUUUGAACGCGUGGGAGCCUGUUCUUGUUGUGCUGAGUGGAAUGCUUGAAUGCGGUUCCUGUACAUAUACUGUAAGCGUGGAAGAGGGUUCCAUUUGUUUUUCUAAGACUUCUGUCUUUCAUUAAUUCUGAGUUUAAAGUCAGAACAUUUGACCAUAAUCCUCUUCCAUAUUGCGAGAGUGUUUGACUCUAUUUAUUUGCCCUUUCUUGGCAGACCAGUUAUUUUUCUAUAAUGUUUGUGCUUUUAACCGUUGCCAGAUACUAUCAGUUACAGAGACUCAGUUUGCUGAUGUCGCUUUUGCAUAAAAGUCCUGUCAAGUCCUGAGUUUGAUUUGUGUCUGUGAGAACAGUUCGUACAGCGGCGUUCCUGUUAUUCCAGUUGUUUGGGGGGAUUUGGGGAGAUUAAAAAGUGUUAUGAAGGAG
Betta splendens (Siamese fighting fish) is the source of this 2095-nucleotide messenger RNA. RefSeq names its product OTU domain-containing protein 1. Gene Ontology annotation, molecular function: cysteine-type deubiquitinase activity. The record is from RefSeq and is a predicted model, not a curated record. Lineage: Eukaryota; Metazoa; Chordata; Actinopteri; Anabantiformes; Osphronemidae. The transcript has a single exon. Gene Ontology annotation, biological process: protein deubiquitination. Bases 260 to 1606 code for a protein of 448 amino acids.